Molecule: messenger RNA, 1275 nt
Organism: Cryptomeria japonica (Japanese cedar)
Lineage: Eukaryota; Viridiplantae; Streptophyta; Pinopsida; Cupressales; Cupressaceae
Product: endonuclease 2
Exons: 8
Coding region: 278-1174 (298 amino acids)
Biological process (GO): DNA catabolic process
Molecular function (GO): endonuclease activity; nucleic acid binding
Source: RefSeq, a predicted model, not a curated record
CCAAAAUAUAUAACAUCAUUUUGGAUGCUUGUGAUAGUUGUUUUACUCUAUGUGGUGCGUGAUUAUACAAUUAGGUAAUAUUAAAAUACCAUUAGAAAUAUAUUCUGUAUAGUUUUGUGGAUGAUACUUUCCACAACAUACCUUUUAAUCCACCUGAUGUCUCAAUGUCCACACUUUAACCAACAUAAAAGCACCAUAAAUUACAUGAGGUAGUCUUCAUAGUUUUAUAUAGAGAGAGAGCUUGAGAGCUGAGUGCAGCAGUGUAUGGACAACAAUUAUGGGAAGGUUUUCCCCUUGUUUGUGCUUUAUGAUGCUUCUACUAUUGCUCAUCUUUCUUGCCAAUGCACCUGCAACACAGUCAUGGGGGAGUGUAGGGCACCAUAUAACCUGCAAGAUAGCUCAGCCACUUCUGAGUGAAGCAGCUGCAAAAGCAGUGCAAAAACUCCUUUCAAGCUCCGCUGAAGGAGAUUUGGCUUCAAUCUGCUUGUGGGCUGAUACAGUUCGUUCUAUAUAUCCUUGGUCUUAUUGUUUACACUUUGCCAAUCCUCCUGGUGUCUGUAACUAUGACUAUAAUCGGGACUGUCAUAACGACAAGGGAGAGAAAGAUAUGUGUGUUACAGGAGCUAUCAACAAUUACACAGCUCAGUUAGCAACCUAUGGAGACUUCUCAACGGCAGUGACAUAUAAUCUGACAGAAAGUCUGAUGUUCCUUUCCCACUUAAUGGGAGACAUUCACCAGCCUCUGCAUUUGGGAUUUAUUAAUGAUCUCGGAGGAAAUAGACUACCAGUACAGUGGUACACACGACAAACAAAUCUGCAUAAAGUGUGGGAUUUGGAAAUCAUAGAUGAAUCACUGAAAGAGUUUUAUGGUCUAGAGAUUUCAGCUAUGAUAGAAGAUCUUCGGAGAAACAUAACAGGGGGAUGGUCAGAUGAGGUUCCCACAUGGGAAGGAUGCUCCAAGGACUCCCUGUCUUGUCCUGACAGUUAUGCAUCGGAGAGUAUUAGCUUGGCUUGUGAAUGGGCAUAUAAAGGUGUUACUGCAGGAACUAUUCUGGGAGAAGAGUAUUUCCUCAGUCGGUUGCCAAUUGUAGAAAAGAGACUUGCACAAGGAGGUGUAAGAUUGGCUGCAACACUCAAUCGGAUUUUUUCUUCUGGUGUCGAUGUUUAUAAGUGAUUUUCAACUGUGCACUUAAUUACUAUGGCUACCUUACUUCCCAUGUUAAAGAAAAAUGGUUUAAGACAUCAUACAAUUUAUGUUGCAAUGACUUUUAUUUA